AUGAGGGCAAGAGCUGUUAGUAAAAUGAGGUGCAAAAAUGUAAAAAAGACACGUGAUAAAGAAGACCAAAGGUCCAAUAUAGUGACUGAGGGACUAGUUGAGAAAGAGGUUGUUGAAGGAAGUGUAGAAAAGAGCAAGUUAUCAAGAUGUCAUCCAAUGAAGACAAGAAAAGCAAGAAACAGGACCAUAGUCUAUGACGAUGAGGAGGAGUCAGCAGACAGUCUUGACUCUGAUUUUGCAGACCCUAACUUCAGUUGUGAUGAUAAUGAUGAUGAUGUCGAUUUUGAUGAAUGGGUGGACAAACAAACUGAAUGGGUUGGAGAUGAGGCAAAAGGAAAAGAGCUAGAGUCAACAAAUGCUGGGGUUGAAUCUUGGGAUUGGGGUGCAGAUGUUGAAUUGGAUUCAAAGGAGUAUGAUUCUGAUAAUGUGCAGCCUAAAUAUGACUCUGAUGAUGACACUCUAAUGACAAAUAGAUGGCCAGAGUUUAAUUCGGCAACUAACAUGGCAGAUCCACAGUUUGAGGUUGGGAUGAAACCCAUUAUUGGAUUGGAUGGCUGCUUCUUGAAAGGUGCAUAUGGAGAGCAAUUUUUAGCAGCAGUUGGUAUAGAUGCUGACAAUGAAACAUGGGUGAUUACGUAUGCAGUGGUUGGGUCUGAAUGCAAGGACUCAAGGGUUUGGUUUCUGGAAUUGCUGGUAAAGGAUGUAGAGAUUGUUAACCAGUUUGGAUACACUUUCAUAUCAGACAAGCAAAAAGGAUUAUUACCAGCUUUUGAGCAAGUUGUUCCUAAUAGUGAACACAGAGAUAAGCCAAUACUGACCAUGCUUGAGAUAGUUAGGUGUAAGUUGAUGAGGAGGAUACAAGGCAGAAAGGACAAAAUGAAGAAUUGGACAAAGGCAAUUUGCCCCAAGAUUUUUAAGAAGGUAGAGAUUAAUAAGUAUAUUGUGGACUUGGAUUUGAGGACCUGUUCUCGUAGAGAAUGGGAUUUGACUGGUUGGCCUUGUGUUCAUGGAGUGGCAGCUAUAAAUUACAAUGGAGGCUUGAAUUUGUGGGAUAUAACUAAUAUGCCACCAUGUGUGCCUCAUUCAUACUCCAAACAACCUAGAAGGCCAAGAAAGGCUAGAAGGAAGGAAGCAGGUGAAUGCAACAAGAAGGCCAAUAUUGUUACAAAAGUUCAAGACUCACUGAGGUGUGGCCAAUGUGGAAGAAAGGGCCACAAUAAAAGGACUUGUCAUAGGAAUCUCCCUCCAAAAACAAAAAUCAAAAAGACGACGGCUGAGGAAAACAUCUAA
Molecule: messenger RNA, 1290 nt
Organism: Prunus armeniaca (apricot)
Lineage: Eukaryota; Viridiplantae; Streptophyta; Magnoliopsida; Rosales; Rosaceae
Source: the annotation of a GenBank genome assembly